GAAGACAACACACCUGGGAGAAGUCACAUUAUCAUGAGCACAGUUGUACCUUACACAAGAGGCUAUUGAAAGCUGAGGGAGAGAUUCAGGGUCUGAAAGCUCAGCUUGCCAGUCAAAAGGCAUUAUGGGAAAUGCGCUUUAUGGAGCUGCAGAAGAGACAGCAUGAUCUAAGAGAUCAGUUGUACUUUGAGAUUGUCACCAGGUCAGGUGCCUUGCACAAGCCAAGUGAUUCAGCAGAAAUGAGUGAGAACAUCAGAGAUUCAGACUUGGAGAAUGGAAAAAACUCAGAGGAAAAGAAGUGUUGCUGGUCCAGUGGCUUGAACAAAACUCACCAUUUGGAUAUGAAAAUACUGCACAAUGUGGCUUACUCAAACAGCUCAACCAGAUCUACAUCUACCAUGUCUGUCAGCACAAGAUGUGACAAUCGUCCCCUAAGAGCCUUUGUGCCCCAUUCCCCAAUGGACCUGCAGAUUGGACACAGGGUCAGAAUUUUGCUGCCUACAGGCCGGAUUAGCACUGGAACCCUGCGCUAUCUGGGCCAGCCACAUGGCUCAUCUGACUUUUAUUUGGGUGUGGAGCUGGAGCUGGCUGAGAAUGUAAAGGAAGUAGGCGCCCUUGAGGGACAGUGCUACUUUAACUGCAAGCCAGGACACGGUGCGUUUGUGUCAUUUAGCAAGCUACUACUGGCCUGGGAGUAGACAUGUCACUUAGUUCUUUUUAUUACCACUUCAAUUGCCAGGGCUGAUGAGAGGUACCUCCUUGUGAGCAUACAGUAUGCAUACAUGCAGCGAAUUUCCAUCAAUGCCACACAGUAAAGUAUGAUGCAGUAUUUUAAAUAAAUAUUGUCCUACAGCUAUAUCUCCUAACUUCCUACAGUAUUGUCAUACCAUAUGUUUUGGUUAACUUCAAGACUUGUAAGACUUGUUUUGACAGUGUUUGACUUGUUUUCUCACUUGUUUUGACUUGUGUUAAAACCGAGUGCUGAUUUUUAAUCAGAUGAAAAAAGCCUAUUUGUCUUUACUGUCUUUAUAUGCUGUAGCAUUAAGAUUGCCUUUCACUAGUACUAAGGCGCCUAGCUCUAACCUGUUCCAGCUUGACAAGGGCCAUAUGCAGAAAGUGAGGAAAUGAUUUAGGAACCCCAGGCAGAUCUCCCAGGCCUAUGGGUUUGGCUCCUAAGGAUGAAGAGUGGACCGAGGAAUUUUAGUACAUCUGAAUGCAAGAGCCUCUAGUUUUCAGACUGAGAAUAGAUCGCACCUUAUUAACAGUGUCUGGUGAACUGCUGAAUUACAAAAAUGUUAACUUAGUUCCCCUUAGUUACACUAAAGGAAACCAUUGCAAUGCAUCACAGCAAAAUGUAUGGCAUCUCUCACUGCGCUCAUAAAUUUAUUAUGACUUUUGUGAAAGGGAAACGGCACUUCCAUUUUCCAAGAUUCCCGAAAUGUGUAAUAUUGGAUCACUCCUUUUUGUUGGCGUCAUUAAGGCCCCUCUCUAUGAGACUAAACAAAAUGUUGAACUGAAAUUGCUAUCUCUAAAAACUGCUAGCAAAUAGAGUGGUGUAA
Molecule: messenger RNA, 1559 nt
Organism: Tachysurus fulvidraco (yellow catfish)
Lineage: Eukaryota; Metazoa; Chordata; Actinopteri; Siluriformes; Bagridae
Exons: 5
Coding region: 132-698 (188 amino acids)
Source: RefSeq, a predicted model, not a curated record